Molecule: messenger RNA, 2137 nt
Organism: Aquila chrysaetos chrysaetos
Lineage: Eukaryota; Metazoa; Chordata; Aves; Accipitriformes; Accipitridae
Gene: AGTR1
Product: angiotensin II receptor type 1
Exons: 5
Coding region: 516-1595 (359 amino acids)
Biological process (GO): immune response; regulation of vasoconstriction; G protein-coupled receptor signaling pathway
Cellular component (GO): membrane
Molecular function (GO): angiotensin type II receptor activity
Source: RefSeq, a predicted model, not a curated record
CGGCCGGGAAGGGAGAGCGCGCACAGCCCAGCCCAGCCCAGCCGAGCGCGGUGCGAGCGCCGUCGGGGCUGAGCCGCCCGCCCCAGCCGGGCUGCGGCCGCCCCUCGCCCCGAGGCCGGGCCUCCGCGGAGCCAGGCACAGAAAAUGGGUAAUAACUGAAGACAACCUCACAGCAGGACAGUGAGAUCAGAUUGGCAAUGCAUCAGUGAGUGGCAUGAUUGAAGACAAGACAAAAAGCAGCCUACAGCAAAAGAACACACAAGCCCUGGCAAACCAGACAGGUGCCCUGUAAAGAAGAUUUCAUACCACUGCCAUACACUUAAUACGGUCCAGAAAUAUUUUUCAUAUGCUAAGACUACAACUUCAGCUGUUGGAUACAUAAAUUUUGUCAGUAACUGGAAAGCAGUUAAAUACCAUAGUUCCAAGCCAGAUGGGGAGCUAGGUAACUUCUGAAAAUUUAAGGUGCAAACUUCAUAUUUUCUCCCUGAAACUAGGUUACAACUGAACACAUCAAGAUGAUUCCAAAUUACUCUACUGAAGAAACCAUUAAAAGAAUCCACGUUGACUGUCCUGUUUCAGGAAGGCACAGUUACAUCUACGUUAUGGUUCCAACUGUUUAUAGCAUCAUCUUUAUCAUAGGCAUAUUUGGGAACAGCCUGGUCGUUAUUGUCAUUUACUGCUACAUGAAAUUAAAAACAGUAGCCAGCAUCUUUCUUCUAAACCUGGCACUGGCUGACUUGUGUUUUUUAAUAACUCUGCCACUCUGGGCAGCUUACACGGCCAUGGAGUACCAGUGGCCUUUUGGCAACUGUUUAUGUAAGUUAGCAUCAGCGGGGAUAAGUUUCAACCUGUACGCCAGUGUGUUCCUCCUCACGUGCCUUAGUAUUGACCGGUACCUGGCCAUAGUACACCCAGUGAAGUCCCGAAUUCGACGUACCAUAUUUGUUGCCAGAAUAACUUGCAUUGCUAUCUGGCUUCUCGCCGGUGUGGCCAGUUUGCCUGUCAUCAUUCACCGUAAUAUAUUCUUUGCUGAGAACUUGAACAUGACAGUCUGCGGUUUUCGGUAUGACAACAAUAACACAACACUCCGGGUUGGGUUAGGUUUAUCCAAAAAUUUGCUCGGCUUUUUAAUUCCUUUUCUGAUCAUAUUAACGAGCUACACCUUAAUUUGGAAGACCCUGAAGAAGGCAUAUCAAAUUCAAAAAAAUAAGACUAGAAAUGAUGAUAUUUUUAAGAUGAUUGUGGCAAUAGUAUUUUUCUUCUUCUUUUCCUGGAUUCCUCAUCAAGUGUUUACUUUUCUGGAUGUAUUAAUUCAAUUACAUGUAAUAACAGACUGCAAAAUCACUGAUAUUGUGGAUACGGCUAUGCCCUUCACCAUUUGCAUCGCUUACUUUAACAACUGUUUGAAUCCUUUUUUUUAUGUUUUUUUUGGAAAAAACUUUAAAAAAUACUUCCUUCAGCUAAUAAAAUACAUUCCACCAAAUGUCAGUGCGCAUCCAAGCCUAACAACAAAAAUGAGCUCUCUCUCAUAUCGGCCACCGGAAAAUAUACGCUUGCACACUAAAAAGACUACUGGGUCUUUCGACACCGAGUGAUGUGUUUUGCAAUAUACUUUUUUGAACAACCUUGUCAACGAAGCAGCAAGAAUGACAAAAUUCAUCUGCAGUCCUGAACGUGACAGCUUACUGCUCAUUACAGAAGCAUUAGAUCACCACAGAGAAAUCAUACUGUAAAGAUUUAGCAGUGGCCUUUUAUUUUACAUUGUGAAGAGGGCUGCUUGGUCUUCACUUUGUUUUUCUUUACUGAAAGCAACAUAAACAGUGGACAGGCAUGUCAGAGUUUCUGUCAGCAUCUUGCCAUUUACUCAGAACUGCAAACAAAGGGUAGAGAAAACUCCUACCUUAAGUUCAGAGGUCUUUUUAAAGGAAAAGCUUGUAUAAAUUACAUGAAUUAUGAAGGACCUGUUUUGCACAUACAUGAGCUAUUCCAAAUUUUGUUCAAUGAGUUGAUGGAGCUACACUGCUUGUUUUGCUGGGUUUUUUUUAAUGACAUAAGUGUCAUAUCAUAUUUAUAAUAUAUUUUCAAAUAUAUGCUAUAUAUAGAGGCCCAAUUUUAAACUCGAAUGGAAAUUUAAGGU